Molecule: messenger RNA, 1335 nt
Organism: Trichoderma gamsii
Lineage: Eukaryota; Fungi; Ascomycota; Sordariomycetes; Hypocreales; Hypocreaceae
Exons: 4
Coding region: 1-1335 (444 amino acids)
Biological process (GO): regulatory ncRNA-mediated heterochromatin formation
Cellular component (GO): nucleus
Molecular function (GO): siRNA binding
Source: RefSeq, a predicted model, not a curated record
AUGUUCCGUCGUCUCUGGUCUGGCCUCCCACCGGAUGCCAAAUUUCCUUCGGAUCUCAAGGGACUCGGAUACUUUGUCAACGAUCAGGAUGAAAUCCGCUCCAUCGAAAACCCGGACAACUACUUCAAAUUUUUCCUGAACCGUAAUCCGCGUAUUUGUGCCCGCCAGCGCUUCGAGUUUAACCAUGCCAUGGAAGACAUUAUCCACAAGCGCCUCGAACACGAAGGACUGCUGAAGCUCUGCCUGCCUUUAGGUGCAUGGGAAACGGAGCCUCAUUUGCCUAUUUUUAUCACUCCAGACUUGGAGAUCCGGUCUCGAAUUAUCGUCAUAUUCGGUGAACCCACCCAUGAGCUUGGAGUCCUGGCAGGUCGCGUGGCCAAUGGACCAGGAGGCAUCGACGAAGGGAGCGUCAUGCAGGUUGUCCGAGCUGUCAAACUGCAGAGAGGAUCCAGCAGCGAUGACACUUCUCCAGGCAUCGUAUUGGCAAACGUGGGUCAGACGUGUUGGUGGCCCGAGGGACAGCGAGCCAUCACUGUGACGGCCAACAACGCCGUGCCGCUGCCUAGUCUGGUGCACAGAGGAGUGCAGCAUGUGCCGAAUGUCCACGGUAUUCCAGGCAACAAUAGUGCAGAGGAACAUGUCAAGUACGUGUUCGAUGAAGUGAUUUCGCGCAGGGCCAACGAUAAGGCAACCGUGGACAUCAUAGCUACCGGGGAAAGCUGCGAGAUUGUGGAGCGCUUCUUGGACGGGGAGGAAGCCUGGAAUACCUGGGGCAACACGAUCAGCGCACUCGUCCUCCUUGGUCCGGUCUAUGAGUCAGAGGGGCUGAAGAAUGAAAAGUUCAAGGAUUUUAUGGCAAAACGAGGUCGUGCUUAUUUCCUUUCUCAUGAGCCCGUUGGCACUCCUCUAGCACCUCCUGAAGGCAACUCGAACCGUUGGAUCCCCUCUCUGGGCCUCCCAUGCUAUUCCUCUUCCGAACCAAUGCAUACGGAAUCGAUUUUUGUCCGAGCUCGGUCUCAUAUCCUCUCGUAUCUCCAGGAGGUGGCUCUUGAUCUCGAAUAUGAGAAUCCACUCCUUGUUCCGGCUGAUUGUGAUGUUCUCCUACCUACGACUGAGCGGAGCUGGGAGGAGUUGCCGGAAGGAGAGAAACCUAUCGUAAUCAAGACAAAUCCCGAUGAAUUGGAAGAGGAUAUUAGGCAGAUUAAGCGCUGGAAGCAGUUUGAAGAGACUGGAAAGGCGCCGGAGACAGACUCGGAGAGGGAGACUGAGGAGAGGGAGACAAAGAAGAUGAAGACAAAGGAAAUGGAGACAGAGGAGAUGGAGACAGAGCCUUGA